This is a messenger RNA of Lactuca virosa, 1677 nucleotides long. The record is from the annotation of a GenBank genome assembly. Lineage: Eukaryota; Viridiplantae; Streptophyta; Magnoliopsida; Asterales; Asteraceae.
AUGAAAUCUUCAGCUUCAAAGAACACUACUCAUGAUCAUCUUCAAAGAGGUUUCUCUCUAUCCGUUGAUGAUAGUUCACACGUCUUAAGAUCCCCAGACAACUCUUACACCUGUGGCUUCUAUAGCUUCCAAAGCAAUGCAUAUUGGUUUGCAAUCUGGUUCACAAACUCCAAGGAACGCACCGUGGUCUGGACAGCCAACCGUGACACACCUGUCAAUGGCCGUGGAUCAAAGAUGACAUUUCGGAGAAACGGAGCCAUGGUUUUGACCAAUGUGGAUGGAAUGCUCGUGUGGGAAACAAACACAACCUCGACAGAUGUCAAUAGAGCAAUGCUGUUGAAUACGGGUAAUCUUGUAUUGAAGAACAAAAGAGGUCAGAUUCUUUGGCAAAGUUUUGAUUACCCAACGGAUACUCUUUUGCCUUCUCAAACACUAACAAAGAGCAAAAGCUUGGUAUCUGCUUUAAGAAGAGGAAGUUUUGAAUCUGGGUAUUUUGGUUUGAGCUAUAACAGCAUUAACGUUUUAACACUCACUUAUGAUGGCCCAGAAAUAUCAAGUGUGUACUGGCCCAGUCCUGAUCCUGGAUAUAAUGUGUGGGCUUAUGGAAGAACCUCCUACAACAGUAGCAGAGUCGGAAUAUUCAAUGAUUUUGGUGCAUUUAGCUCGAGCGAUAGGUGGCAGUUUAAUGCUACAGAUAUGAGUUUUGGGAUCAGAAGGAGGUUAACUAUGGACUACGAUGGUAACCUCAGAAUUUAUAGCUUGAACGAGUCAACUGGGUUAUGGUCGAUCUCAUGGCAAGCUAUGGCACAACCAUGCAAUGUUCACGGCAUCUGCGGGAGAAACGGUAUUUGUGUUCAUGGACUUAAAAUGGAAUGUUCAUGCCCACCUGGUCACCGGUGGACUGACCCUAAUGAUUUGGGCCAGGGUUGUCAGCCUACUUUCAAUAAAACAUGUGUAAACUCAACAAAGUUUGGAUUUUUAGAACUGCCGCAUACAGAUUAUUAUGGCUUUGAUCUUGAUUAUCUGCCUCUAACUUCAUUUGAAACCUGUAAGGACACUUGCAUGCGAGAUUGUAGAUGUGAAGCAUUUAGUUACAGGCUCACAGGUCAAGGCCUUUGCUUUACUAAAAGUGCUCUUUUCAAUGGGAUUCGAUCUCUUGUUUUCCCAGGAUCCAUCUACUUGAAAGUACCUAUUGGCAUGAAAACAACGAAAUCUGUCUCAAUCCUCACCAGUUCUAAUGCCACAUGUGUAGAGGUCACAGUCAUGGUGGGUUCUCCAUCCAUGUAUGAAUCAUCUGGCAAGAAGGUGAAAUGGCUUUAUCUUUAUUCCAUCGCUUUGGCAAUUGGUGUGGCUGAAGCUUCGGUUAUCAUGUUAGGGUUGUGGCUUUUCUAUAGAAAAAAUGCCCUCCUAACCAACCUAGAAGAUGGUUACCAGGAAGGAGAAGAGGAAGAGUCGGAGCUUAUGAGGUUUGUAAGGGUAGCGAAAACAAAGUUCCAAAAAGAAGAAAUGGAAUCAUGGAUUGAGGAGAUUAUUGAUCCGAGGUUGGGAGGGUUGUUUAGCAUGAAACAGGCUACAAAACUUGUUGAGAUAGGUCUAAGCUGUGUGGAUGAAGACAGAAACAAACGCCCUACAAUGGAUUCAGUAGUCCAACUUCUAAUCGACUGCGAGUCUGAAUAG